Messenger RNA from Anopheles merus, 1173 nucleotides. Its product is annotated as enhancer of split malpha protein-like. The record is from RefSeq and is a predicted model, not a curated record. Bases 182 to 733 code for a protein of 183 amino acids. The transcript has a single exon. Gene Ontology annotation, biological process: Notch signaling pathway; sensory organ development. NCBI's taxonomy places the organism in Eukaryota, Metazoa, Arthropoda, Insecta, Diptera, Culicidae.
UUCGAUCAGCUCAACAGCGAACAACGCAACGCAAGUUCGAUAAAAACGACUCAGCGUUUUUACACACAAACAAACAACUUCGAACGGUUCGAAAAACCAGUUUCUUGCGAAAGCGCAACGUGUGAUAAGUGAAGUUUACCUUGUGAUAACGUCAGCAAACAAACAAAACAAAACAAACAACAUGCAUUCGUACGCCGUGAACAACGCCGCCAACCUGGCCGUCUGCAACAGCAACAACAGCAUCAACGAGAACCGCUACAACAGCGAGAAGCUCGCCAAAUCGUCCGCCGUCUACCGGCUGAAGAAGAUCCUGAAGCCGCUGGUGACGCUGCUGAAGAGCAACAAGAGCAACAAGUCGUCGGCAAAGUCGUCCCACCACGCACAGGUUGACCAGCGCCGCUCGAUCAUCAGCUACAUCGACGAGUACGAUUGCGACUACGACAACUCCGCCAACGAGCGCCUGGAAGCCGAGCUGGUCGCCGAGCUGGAGCAGUGCCACGCCACCGACGCCGCCAUCCUGGUGCUCGAGGAGCAGCAGCUCCGCCUGCAGCCCGUCCUGCCCGAGGAGCUGUACGUCCCGGUACACUUUGCCCGCACCGAGGCCGGCACCUUCUUCUGGACGACCAUGCCAGCCCGCGAGGUCGAUGAGGAUCUGAUUCAGCCGGCGCACUGCUACAGCGAGGAGAAGCAGUACGCCCAGCAGGCGUACGCCGACCGUUGGGCCCAAGCCUAAGGUGCCCCAACCCGGGCAGCCGCACAAACCAACCAACCCGCUCAGCAACCGCCCGGCAGCAAUCGCACCCCGAAUCGCCAGUGAUACUCCAACGUGUUGGGGCUCUCUUUUGCCAGCACGUGGCGGUGCAACAGCGGAACAACAAAACUCACGAUCUCUUCCGAGUGCUUCGCGCACCAUUCCUCGGACCGUCUUGCUUGCAGCCCGUCUAGCAAGAAUGUGUGCAUGGGGAGCCGAAACCGAUGAUGAUGAUGAUGAUGGUACAGCUUUAAUAGGUUUAGUUUAGGGUCCGUUAGCUUUUUUUCGUGAUCUUGUGAUAGUAGGGUUAAAAAACAAACACGGUCUUCCAGCAUUGUGAUGAUAAUCAAUGUGUCUUCCAAUUUUGUUUGUAAGCAAAAUCUGAUAGAUGAUAUUAACAGAAUACAAAACACGCCUCAAAA